Molecule: messenger RNA, 705 nt
Organism: Merops nubicus (carmine bee-eater)
Lineage: Eukaryota; Metazoa; Chordata; Aves; Coraciiformes; Meropidae
Gene: POLR2D
Product: polymerase (RNA) II (DNA directed) polypeptide D
Exons: 3
Coding region: 61-375 (104 amino acids)
Biological process (GO): positive regulation of translational initiation; nuclear-transcribed mRNA catabolic process, deadenylation-dependent decay; mRNA export from nucleus in response to heat stress
Cellular component (GO): P-body; RNA polymerase II, core complex
Molecular function (GO): translation initiation factor binding; nucleotide binding
Source: RefSeq, a predicted model, not a curated record
GUUCCCUCCCCAAACGCAGAAUUUGAGACGGCAGAAACGCUUCUGAACUCGGAGGUGCACAUGCUGCUGGAGCACCGCAAGCAGCAGAACGAGAGCGCAGAGGACGAGCAGGAGCUCUCAGAGGUCUUCAUGAAAACCCUGAACUACACGGCGCGCUUCAGCCGCUUCAAGAACCGCGAAACCAUCGCCAGCGUCCGCAGUUUGCUCCUUCAGAAAAAGCUCCAUAAAUUUGAAUUGGCCUGUUUGGCUAACUUGUGUCCUGAGACAGCUGAGGAAGCAAAAGCCUUGAUUCCUAGCCUGGAGGGACGAUUUGAAGAUGAGGAAUUACAGCAGAUCCUUGAUGACAUUCAGACUAAACGCAGCUUCCAGUAUUAAGCUUAACCUUCAACCCCUUUAUCUGCUCAGAAAAACUUGGGACCUUUGACUGCUUCUCAGCCCUCUGGACCAAUCCAGCUCUAGGCUGAGCGGGAGGAUUGUGGGUGCAGGGUCCUGUGGUGCCGUGUCACCUGGGGGUGCAUUCAGGCUGGAGAUCAGUGUAGUCCUUUUGGUUUGUUCCAUGCAUAUGUUGAUAAGGACUCCUGUGUUGUGAGAGCCAAAGAACCUGAAAAGCCUUUUCCUAGAGGCUGAAGUGUUUGUUUCUUCCAGAUCCCUCUCCCCAAUCUGGAAAUUUUCCAUGGUUCUGUUUUUUAGCACAAAUGUAGAUGU